UUUUUGUUCAUAAUAUAAUAUAAUAUCAACUAUUUAUGGCUGCGGCUUUUUGUCUUAAUUCUCCACCUCUCAAUUUUCCGGCCUCAUCAUAUCCAUCCACCCGCCUCCGAAAACUAUCACUCACACGUCCUACUACUUUCUUAACUAAAGCUACUUCUCAAAACGACAACAACGAUGACGAAACGCCGUCGUUUAAUCCCUUUGGUUUCGUAACCGAUAAUCCUUCUAGCCGUAGCGCUAUUCAACUUCCUGAAGUUCCCGCUGAAGACGGCAACGUCGGCCAAAUGCUAUAUAGAAUAGAAGAUAAGGGAAAAGAAUAUGGUUCUUACAUCAAAUCCGGAGGCUUUGUAUGGUUUGUCAGGGAAACAGGUUCGUCUGAUGCUCGGCUUGGUCCACGUGGAACUGUUGUUUUCCUUCAUGGUGCUCCAACGCAAUCUUUCAGUUACCGAGUUGUGAUGUCCGAGUUGGCGGCUUCUGGUUUCCACUGUUACGCACCUGAUUGGAUAGGAUUUGGUUUCAGUGACAAGCCACAGCCAGGAUAUGGCUUUGACUACACUGAGAAGGAGUACCACGAACAACUGGAUAAGUUGCUCGAUAAACUGGAGAUCAAAUCUCCUUUCUCACUAGUGGUUCAGGGAUUUCUUGUUGGUUCUUAUGGAUUAACAUGGGCCUUGAAAAAUCCGAGCAGGAUAUCCAAACUUGUCAUAAUGAAUACUCCUUUGACAGCUGGGUCCCCUGUUCCAGGACUGUUUCAACAGCUCAGAAUUCCUCUUCUUGGUGAAUUCACUUGCCAAAAUGCUAUAAUGGCCGAGCGCUUUAUUGAAGCAGGUAGCGCUUAUGUCCUGAAGGUGGAAAAGGCUGAUGUUUAUCGACUACCAUAUUUGAAAAGCAGUGGACCUGGUUUUGCUUUGCUUGAAGCAGCCAAAAGAAUUAACUUCAAAGGAACAUCAGGCCAGAUAGCUGACGGCUUUGCAUCCGGAAAGUGGGAUAUACCAACACUAGUUGCGUGGGGUAUAUCCGACAAGUAUCUUCCUCAAUCAAUUGCAGAGGAGUUCCAAAAAGGAAACCCAUCUGCUGUAACUUUGAAAUUAAUCGAAGGGGCUGGUCAUAUGCCUCAAGAAGACUGGCCUGAGAAGGUUAUUGAUGCCCUGAGAUACUUUCUUUGAUUAUGAUACAGUUGUAAAUUGUAAGUAUACAUUUGUAUUGUGCAGUUGAAACACAUGUAGUUUACUGUAUAGCAUUCUAAAUUCACUGUAUGUAUCUCCUUUUAAAGUAAGCAGACAAGAGCCAUCCCAUUGACUACUUAAA
Molecule: messenger RNA, 1308 nt
Organism: Erigeron canadensis
Lineage: Eukaryota; Viridiplantae; Streptophyta; Magnoliopsida; Asterales; Asteraceae
Product: cis-3-alkyl-4-alkyloxetan-2-one decarboxylase
Exons: 11
Coding region: 36-1166 (376 amino acids)
Cellular component (GO): chloroplast
Molecular function (GO): catalytic activity
Source: RefSeq, a predicted model, not a curated record